AUGAACAAGGUCCUGAUCCCGGUGAUCCUGUGCAGCUGCGCCUGUCUGCUGGCAAAUGCGGCGCCCACUUCAGAGGUGUCCAGAGACAGCCUCGUUCCGGUUGCGGAGGGUCGGUUGGAGGACAACGACGAUAGCGACCUGCAAGUGGCGGAAGCGGCCCAUUACGGAUACGGCGGAGGGUUUGGACACGGCGGUGGAUUCGGGCACGGUUUCGGCGGCGGAUUCGGGUUCCGCAAGUUCGGUGGAUUCGGUGGAGGCGGCUUUGGACAUCACGGCGGCUUCGGCGGAGGGCACGGUGGGUUCGGUGGAUUUGGUGGCCACGGGCUGGGCGGGUUCGGCGGCGGCGGCGGUGGGUUCAUCGUUGGCGGUGGAUUUAUCAAGGGCGGCGGAUUCUAUGGCAAGAAGCGAUAG
Molecule: messenger RNA, 411 nt
Organism: Anopheles coustani
Lineage: Eukaryota; Metazoa; Arthropoda; Insecta; Diptera; Culicidae
Product: holotricin-3-like
Exons: 2
Coding region: 1-411 (136 amino acids)
Source: RefSeq, a predicted model, not a curated record